Stomoxys calcitrans (stable fly) is the source of this 1077-nucleotide messenger RNA. RefSeq lists its product as uncharacterized. The record is from RefSeq and is a predicted model, not a curated record. Bases 168 to 614 code for a protein of 148 amino acids. The transcript has 2 exons. Gene Ontology annotation, biological process: sleep; regulation of synaptic transmission, cholinergic; positive regulation of voltage-gated potassium channel activity. Lineage: Eukaryota; Metazoa; Arthropoda; Insecta; Diptera; Muscidae.
UGACACCUAUCACGCAGUCGACAGAGAACAACAAACAACAAAUUUUAGGGCGGGUCAAAUAUUUUUAUUGGUUGCCUUUUCUAUUUUAAUUUAAAUUGUUUCCAAUUUGUUUUCAAAUAUUUUGCGCUCAGUACCAAUUGUUUGAUAAGAAGUUGAGCCGUGGUGCAAUGGAACGUUGGGUUUUAAAUACAAUCAUAGCUCUGUGCUUGAUACAAACAGUGCUUGCUAUUAAAUGCUGGGAGUGCCGAUCAGACAGUGAUCCCAAAUGUGGCGAUCCCUUUGACAACAGCACAUUGGUUAUUACGGAUUGCAAUCAGGUAUCUAAUUUGGAGCACUUACCCGGGGUGCGGCCAACCAUGUGUCGCAAGAUUCGACAAAAGGCCCAUGGUGAAUGGCGCUACUUUCGCAGCUGUGCCUUCAUUGGAGAACCUGGUAUUGGUGGUGACGAGCGCUACUGUUUAAUGCGCACCGGCAGCUACAAUAUUUUUAUGGAGUUCUGUACUUGCAACAGCAAGGAUGGCUGCAAUGGAGCAGGUUUACUAAGUGGAAACCAGGUAGCUAUAGCGGUGACAACAGUACUAGUUUCAACAGUGGCAUGGUUUCUAAGGAAUUAGGGAAGCCCAUUAAAGUACAAAGUGUAACAAAGAUUAAAAUUAUCAUAUAAAGCAAGCAUACAUAAAUAAGUAUAGCCAAUUAGUGCCUUCCAUAUUGAAUCGAAUACGCUAUAAUCUCUGCUCAAUUCUCAAAAUCUCUAUAAAAAUUUUCUAAUUUUAUUUUACAUACGAUAUUUUUUAUAUGCUUAAAAUACUUAAAUGACAAGCAUUGCCGUCCACUAUUAUUUCAUUAAAAUUUCUAUUAUGUCAGUGUUUUGUAUUUGAAUUUCACAUCGAUUCCUAGUUGUUUUGGCUACUAGAUUCCAAAAAUGCUCUAUGUCAUUUUAGUUUGUUUGAAAGAAAUUUAAAUGCAGAAUCUGCUGCAUAAUUUUGUUGUUUUUUUACAAACACCAAAUUUUAUCUAUUUUACAAUUUAAGCGACAUAAAGUUUUACAUAUUUUUAUAUACACAUUCCACUACUAAC